AUGUACGAAGUUACCAGGACUUGCAUCAACAUUAGAUACUAUUGCGAUACGUGUGCAAAAUCCUCCAUGAAACAAGCUAUGAAAAGAAUUGAAAAAAUGGAAGGAAACAACGAAGAAAUUAUUAAAAAAAUUGAAAAAAUAGAGGAAAAUAACGAUGAAAUUAUUAAAAAAAUUGAGAGUUUGCAUAAGAGCACCACUGCCGGCAUCGACACCAUUAAGUUGAUUAUAGCUGAAAAUGAAUCAAAACAGACCUUGUUGGAUAAUUCAGAGAAAAAACUUUGCACUGAAAUUAACAACCUCAAAAGCGAAUUGAAUAAAACAUUUGCAAGUGUUGCUGGUUCGGAGGUCAAAAAAAGUGUUGAUAGCAUCAACUUGGAGAUAAAGAAUGUCAGCAAAACUAUAAACAGUGUUGUUGAAUCAAAGGAGAGAGAAACAAACAUGAUUGUUUUCCGAUUGAAAGGGGGAGAUGCUGAAAAGACCAAAACGGAAGUAGAUUUUAAUAGGACAGAUAAUUUUGGGGGGAAGGGAAGUAAUAUUAAUGCUAAAUUGAAAGUUACAGAAGUUCAUCUUAGGAUAGCAUAUACAAAUGUUGACACAAUAAUGAACUAA
This is a messenger RNA of Helobdella robusta, 609 nucleotides long. RefSeq lists its product as hypothetical. Bases 1 to 609 code for a protein of 202 amino acids. The transcript has 2 exons. Lineage: Eukaryota; Metazoa; Annelida; Clitellata; Rhynchobdellida; Glossiphoniidae. The record is from RefSeq and is a predicted model, not a curated record.